CACUUUGACGUUUCUGACUAUAUUCAUAUUUCUGACAAUUAAACAAAAACAUAACCCUAUUUUUGCAUAUGCCCUUGUUUUGACAUUGUUACCUAACAUGUAAUUACAGGGAUGCACAAAUAAUUUUUUAUGCAAUGACGGGUGAAAAAAGCCACCUUCCUCGCAAAGGGCGCCUUCUCGAAGACAACGUGAAUUACGAGCAAUUCCUUAAACUUUCAAACUACGAAGACACUGUCCGCCAGCUAGAUAUUUACUAUGGCAUGGUCAAACGACAACUUUUGCUUUAUCAGAGCCCCAUAACGGGCCUAUUUCCCGUUUUAUCCAGCAAUACUACAAUCGGGAGUGUCCGCGACAGUGUUUAUUGCGCGGCUGCGGUAUGGGGGCUAUAUCAAGCCUACCGGCGAAUAGACGACGACAGGGGCAAAUCGUACGAAUUGGGACAAUCAGCAGUUAAAUGCAUGCGUGGAAUCCUCGAAUGUUGGAUUAAACAAGCCUCCCGAAUCGAAUUAUUCAAGAAAAACCAAUGUAACAUCCAUGCACUUCACGUAAAGUUUCAUCUAACAACAGGGAAUGAGGUCUACACCGACGAUUCUUACAGCCACCUUCAAAUUGAUGCCGUUUCAAUUUACUUGCUGUUUUUAGUACAAAUGAUAGCAUCGGGACUCCAGAUUAUUUAUACUCAGGAUGAGGUGGCAUUUGUGCAAAACUUGGUGUAUUACGUUGAGCGGGCCUACCGGACGCCUGACUACGGCAUGUGGGAACGUGGAAGCAAAUACAAUGAUGGUACUCCUGAAAUUCACGCUAGUUCAAUUGGUUUGGCCAAAUCAGCCUUGGAGGCAAUCAACGGCUGUAAUUUGUUUGGCGAACAAGGGGCUUCCUGGAGCGUCGUCUAUGUCGAUAUUGAUGCUCACAAUCGUAAUAGGAGCAUAUUUGAGACUUUACUUCCCCGAGAGUCAAGUUCUAAAGAAGUCGAUUCGGCUCUCUUACCUACAAUUUCAUUUCCGGCUUUCUCUACUCACGAAGAUUUAUUAUAUAACGAGGCAAAAAACAAUAUUGUUAGUCGACUAAAGGGCAAAUAUGGUUUUAAGCGAUUCCUUCGAGACGGUUAUAAGACUUGUGUCGAGGAUACAAAACGGAGAUAUUACGAAAAUGGGGAAAUCAAACAUUUUGAAAAUAUCGAAUGCGAAUGGCCUCUGUUUUACAUAUUUAUGAUCAUAGAUGGCGUUUUUAAAUCUUUACCUGACCAGAUAUCCGAAUAUCAAGACUUGCUAAAACAACGAAUUUAUUUGGAUCAAACCGGGGACCCGGUAAUUCCCCAAUAUUACUACGUUUCUGCUGAAAAUAUCGACGCGGAACGCGCCGCCCCUAACACCACUACUCGCACCGCCUCAAAGGAGGACGGUCUCUUCCUCUGGAACCAAUCAAUGUUCAUUUUAGCCCAACUUUUAACCGCUGGACUUUUACACAUCAACGAACUCGACCCAAUCAGACGCUACCUUCCCUCCUACAACCGGCCACGUAAAGGGGGGCGCUACUCGGCGUUCCAGGCAAAAUUCUCUGUUGCGAAACCGUCCGUUGGUACUGCGACCGAUUUGGUGGUCCAGAUCGUCUUAAUUGCUGAAUCCAUGCGUCUGCAAGCCAUGAUGGCCACUUACGGCAUCCAAACUCAAACCCCGCAUGAAGUAGAACCGGUCCAGGUAUGGUCGUCGACUCAAUUAGUCAAAGUUUAUGAGAAUCUCGGAAUCAAUCACAAAUUAAAGUUGCAAGGACGUCCGGUCAGACCUAUCGGGAGUUUGGGGACGAGUAAAGUUUAUAGAGUGUGCGGAGCGACCGUCCUUUGUUAUCCUCUCAUAUUUGAAGUUUCUGAUUUCUACUUAUACAGAGAUAUGGAGUUGUUGAUUGAUGAUAUUAAGACUGAGUUGCAAUUUGUUGGCAAGUACUGGAGGUUGUCAGGGCGCCCAACUGUGUGUCUUUUGAUACGCGAGGAACACAUGAGAGACCCACAAUUCAAGAAAAUGCUCGACUUGCUUGCCAUGUUCAAAAAGGGAUAUUGCGAAGGAGUUAAAGUUAGAGUAGGCCGGCUGCAAAAUUUGAUUUCGAGUUCUUGUGUCGAACAUUUGGAUUUUAUGAACGUGCUUGAUUUUCCUGUUGACACUUUUACCCAGUUUAAACAAUUGCAACACGAUUAUAUAGGGUAUCAAAGUUUGACAGAUGUACCUCGUGUUCUUAACUACCAUGACGAGCUUAAAGAUUUUUCGCACUAUAAAAAAAAUACAACUCAUGAGAUAAUCGAGGCGAUUAAGCAAACCGAAAGUUUGUAUGGCAAGUGUCAACUUUUCGGUAUUUUGUUGAAGCGAGAAGGGGGACAUUUUAAGGUUUUUGAUCAUGGUGUAGAAGAACAUCUACAUAGUAUUUAUCAUCAAGCUGGCUGUUUAAGACAUUGGGCUGCCGUGCGUUACACCAGCAGUCUUUUGUCGCACAAUGUGGACUCUAUUAGUCCUUUCAUAACGGCCGUUUUAGUCCACGGAAAACAAUUAACAGUUGGCGUUAUUGGUCAAAAAGAAACAGUUUUUGACAAACCAAUGACACCAGCUGAAAUCCAACACGUGGUGUACAACACAAUUCAGCCUUAUGACGUCAUUGGUGCAGUCCUACAACAGGAAGUUAUCCUUUAUUGCGGCCGUUUAAUCGCCACAAACCCUGAUCUUUUCAAAGGAAUUCUCAAAAUCCGAGUUGGCUGGGUUUUGGAAGCUAUCAAAUAUUACUUAGAGAUAUUCGGUGACAAGAAAAAACUUGAAGAUCACAGUCCUUACGAAGUUCGUCAAUUGUUAUACAAAGUCUUGUCGAUUAAAGAGUGGGGGGCUAAAGAAAAAUUAACCCCGUUUCAAAAACGCCAACUCGAGGGCUGUUUAUGUCGAGUUCCCACUUUUUUCUACCACCAGGUAUGGGAUGUGAUGGCGCGGACGCCUCAAGGAAUCAAAGUUUUGGGUAAGGUCCUGCCCCAACAACCCACAAUGUCAAAUUUGGCCAAGUGUGAAUUGACUUUUUCGCUUCUUGUUGAGGAAAUGUUAAAUUGUAUCAACCGCCCAGAGUAUAGACAGUUGGUGGUGGAGUUGUUGAGUAUUGUUUCGACGAUUUUGGGUCGGAAUCCCGAGUUGUUUUUCAGCCAGAUGUUGGAUUUGGAGCAGUUGAUCAAUGAUGCGGCGGAAAUGUAUGUUAAGGACAUGUUGCAGGAUCAUGGCUUGCUGACUGACGGGGUUAAGAAGUUGAUGGAGGUGCCGUAUAUACAGUCGACGGGGUAUUUGGCGAGGGCUGUGGUCAACUCGGUGCUGAAAAGAGGGCAAUUGGGUGAUCUUGAGAAUGAUUCGGAAACGUGCCUGGUCUCGUAAUUCGUUGUGUAUUGUGUAAUAUUAUGUUUGGAAACACAGUUUUUAUUCAAUGUAACAUUAUGUUUGGAAAUACAGUUUUUAUUUACA
This is a messenger RNA of Tribolium madens (black flour beetle), 3476 nucleotides long. Its product is annotated as probable phosphorylase b kinase regulatory subunit beta. Gene Ontology annotation, molecular function: calmodulin binding. The transcript has 15 exons. Gene Ontology annotation, biological process: glycogen metabolic process. Gene Ontology annotation, cellular component: phosphorylase kinase complex. The record is from RefSeq and is a predicted model, not a curated record. The coding region runs from base 135 to 3389 and encodes 1084 amino acids. NCBI's taxonomy places the organism in Eukaryota, Metazoa, Arthropoda, Insecta, Coleoptera, Tenebrionidae.